Molecule: messenger RNA, 1707 nt
Organism: Malaya genurostris
Lineage: Eukaryota; Metazoa; Arthropoda; Insecta; Diptera; Culicidae
Gene: calypso
Product: ubiquitin carboxyl-terminal hydrolase calypso
Exons: 2
Coding region: 116-1564 (482 amino acids)
Biological process (GO): ubiquitin-dependent protein catabolic process; protein deubiquitination
Cellular component (GO): cytoplasm
Molecular function (GO): cysteine-type deubiquitinase activity
Source: RefSeq, a predicted model, not a curated record
UCGCUUUUAGAAGUUGUAAACAAACGGUUCUCUCGAAAAAAAAUCGGAACUAUUUGUUUGUGAGACAAAUUUGUCCAAAUUAUAUUAGAUAUUUGAUCUGCUACCAGCUUUAGAAAUGCCGGUGGAUAUCAACCGGCUCACAGAUGGUUGGCUGGAAUUAGAAAGCGACCCAGGCUUAUUCACUCUUCUGCUGGAGGACUUCGGUGUCAAAGGUGUUCAGGUGGAGGAAAUUUACGAUCUUCAGAAAAACAUUGAGGGCCCUGUCUACGGUUUUAUUUUCCUAUUCCGUUGGAUAGAGGAACGUCGCGUACGAAGGAAGAUUGUGGAGACAACUGAAAUUUACGUGAAAGAUGAGGAAGCGGUGAACAACAUAUUCUUCGCUCAGCAGGUGGUUCCGAACAGUUGCGCUACUCAUGCAUUACUAUCUGUCCUACUGAACUGUUCCGAUAUCGAUCUCGGAACGACACUCAGUCGUUUGAAAGUGCACACCAAGGGAAUGUGUCCGGAGAACAAGGGAUGGGCGAUUGGAAAUACACCGGAACUGGCUUGUGCACACAAUUCUCAUGCCAUGCCUCAGGCUAGACGAAGAAUGGACCGAAACUCUGGCGUCAGCACCGGAAGAUUCACCGGGGAAGCAUUUCACUUUGUAAGUUUUGUACCGAUCAAUGGUCAUUUAUUCGAGCUCGAUGGACUAAAACCAUUUCCAAUGGACCAUGGUCCAUGGGGAGAGAAGGAAGCAUGGACUGACAAGUUUCGUCGAGUAAUGUCCGAGCGACUGGGUAUAUCCACUGGUGAACAGGAUAUUCGUUUUAACCUGAUGGCUGUAGUCCCUGAUCGACGUAUCGCAAUUACGCACAAACUUAAAAUGUUGCGAACAAAUCAGACUAUUGUUUCUGCCGCUUUAGAAAAGCUGCUCAAGAGUAAGCAGCCGGAAUGUAAAUCGCAGGCCGAAAUCAAAGAGACUGUUGAUAAUAUUAAGAAAGAAGAAGAUUCUCCCGUUAAAUUAAGCUCGGAGUAUUCUCAGCUACUAGAAAUGAACGAAAAGGACGAGUCCACGGUUCCUAUGUCAAAAGAACUUGAAUCUCUAGUAUCGCUGAAUAGUUCUUCUGAUUCGGUUGAAAUAAUCGGUGAAACAGAAAUCAAGAAGGAAAAUCCACCUCCAUCUCCACCACCCUCAUUUAUAGGAGCCGGAACCUUCUCACCGAAAGAUUUGCUAUCACUACUCAAAAACCUUGAAUCGGAAAUUAACAUUACCGAACAGCAUCUUAGCGAUGAAAACGAGAAAAGAGCCAUGUUCAAAGUAGACGACUGUCGACGAACUCACAACUACGAUGAAUUCAUAUGCACCUUUCUUUCAAUGCUGGCCCAUCAAGGAAAGCUGGGGGAACUCGUUUCGCAGCAUUUAAUCACCAAUCGGAAACCCAAUAUGGGGAGUGUUCAGAACAGUGGUGCCCGAGGAGUCGUUCGAAGCUACAACAAGAAAAAUACCACCAACGGUUCGUCACCCAAAACACCGAACUCGAAGCGAAGACGCGGUCGGACCAAGUACCGCAAAAGAAAGUAAUGCAAUGCGCAGAGAUCUAAGACUUAAUGGUGUUGUCCACGGCAAAGGAAGGUGAGUGUGUGCAUUUUGAGGUGGCAUUUUAUUUAUCUUCCUACUGAUCCGCAAUACGAUGAAGAUACAAUAAAGCUAAUUGCUGAAUAGAA